GCUCCUCGCCUGGCCGUGAUAUCAAUGGCGCAGGCUUCACUUCUGCUGUGGCGGUGACUGAGGCCUUUCUGGUGACCUCAGCCCAACACAGGCCGUCUCCGGAGCUUCCCGGUAGUGGCCCCGGAUUCCCACGGUCUUUGUCAUUGGCUGUCAGCUAGCAGGCCUGGCCGCUCCCGUGCGGAGAGACCAUCUCUUCAGGGCAAUGUCCAGGCCGAGCAGCGUCUCCCCGCGGCAGCCGGCUCCUGGCGGUGGCGGAGGCGGCGGCCCCUCGCCUUGUGGCCCUGGGGGCGGCGGCCGGGCCAAGGGGCUGAAGGACAUUCGCAUUGAUGAGGAGGUGAAGAUCGCAGUCAAUAUCGCGCUGGAGCGCUUCCGAUACGGGGACCAGAGAGAAAUGGAAUUUCCUUCUUCUUUGACCAGUACUGAAAGAGCCUUUAUUCAUCGACUCAGUCAGUCUCUUGGUUUGGUCUCUAAAAGUAAAGGAAAGGGAGCAAAUAGAUACCUAACUGUGAAGAAGAAAGAUGGAUCAGAAACAGCUCAUGCAAUGAUGACCUGUAAUUUGACUCAUAAUACAAAACAUGCUGUUAGGAGCCUAAUUCAAAGAUUUCCUGUCACCAAUAAAGAGCGUACAGAACUUCUGCCUAAAACAGAAAGAGGAAAUGUGUUUGCAGUUGAAGCUGAAAACCGGGAAAUGAGCAAGACAAGUGGGCGACUCAACAAUGGCAUACCUCAGAUUCCAGUGAAAAGAGGAGAAUCCGAAUUUGAUUCUUUUAGGCAGUCUUUACCAGUGUUUGAGAAACAGGAAGAAAUUGUUAAAAUAAUUAAGGAAAAUAAAGUAGUUUUGAUUGUAGGAGAAACUGGGUCUGGAAAGACCACACAGAUUCCUCAGUUCCUUUUAGAUGAUUGCUUUAAAAAUGGUAUCCCCUGCCGUAUAUUUUGUACUCAACCAAGACGAUUGGCAGCUAUCGCUGUGGCUGAAAGAGUUGCCGCAGAGAGACGGGAAAGGAUUGGUCAAACAAUUGGUUAUCAGAUCCGAUUAGAAAGCAGGGUUUCUCCAAAGACACUUCUGACAUUUUGUACUAAUGGGGUAUUGCUUCGUACAUUGAUGGCAGGAGAUAGUACGUUGUCGACUGUGACACAUGUUAUCGUGGAUGAAGUGCAUGAAAGGGAUCGAUUUAGUGAUUUUUUACUUACAAAGUUAAGAGAUUUGUUGCAAAAGCACCCAACUUUGAAACUAAUUCUUUCUAGUGCUGCCUUGGAUGUAAAUCUCUUUAUAAGAUAUUUUGGAAGUUGUCCAGUGAUAUAUAUACAGGGAAGACCAUUUGAAGUAAAAGAAAUGUUUCUGGAAGAUAUUUUAAGAACAACUGGAUAUACAAACAAAGAAAUGUUAAAAUAUAAAAAGGAAAAACAGCAAGAAGAGAAACAACAAACCACACUUACAGAAUGGUACUCAGCUCAAGAAAAUAGUUUCAAGCCUGAAUCUCAGAGGCAGAGAACUGUUCUAAAUGUGACUGAUGAGUAUGACUUACUGGAUGAUGGUGGUGAUGCUGUCUUCAGUCAGCUGACUGAAAAAGAUGUGAAUUGCCUUGAACCAUGGUUAAUAAAGGAAAUGGAUGCUUGCCUUUCUGAUAUAUGGCUACAUAAAGAUAUUGAUGCCUUUGCUCAGGUCUUUCAUCUCAUUUUAACUGAAAAUGUUAGUGUUGAUUACAGACAUAGUGAAACCAGUGCAACAGCUCUGAUGGUUGCUGCAGGACGUGGCUUUGCAAGUCAAGUAGAACAGUUAAUCAGUAUGGGAGCCAAUGUCCAUAGUAAAGCAUCAAAUGGCUGGAUGGCAUUGGAUUGGGCUAAACACUUUGGGCAGACUGAAAUUGUGGAUCUUCUAGAAUCUUACAGUGCUACACUGGAAUUUGGAAAUCUAGAUGAAAGUUCUCUGGUUCAAACAAAUGGAAGUGACCUCAGUGCUGAAGACAGAGAGCUCCUGAAAGCUUAUCAUCAUAGUUUCGAUGAUGAAAAAGUAGACUUGGAUUUGAUCAUGCAUCUUCUAUACAAUAUCUGCCAUAGUUGUGAUGCUGGUGCAGUACUAAUUUUUCUGCCUGGAUAUGACGAAAUUGUUGGACUGAGAGAUCGCAUCCUGUUUGAUGACAAGCGGUUUGCUGACAGUACACAUAGAUACCAAGUCUUUAUGCUUCAUUCAAAUAUGCAAACAUCCGAUCAAAAGAAAGUAUUAAAAAACCCACCUGCAGGUGUUCGAAAAAUAAUUCUUUCCACCAAUAUUGCUGAAACCAGCAUCACAGUCAAUGAUGUUGUCUUUGUUAUUGAUUCUGGUAAGGUGAAAGAGAAAUCCUUUGAUGCUCUGAAUUUUGUUACAAUGUUAAAAAUGGUAUGGAUUUCCAAAGCUAGUGCCAUACAGCGGAAAGGCAGGGCAGGGCGAUGUAGACCUGGAAUUUGUUUUCGUCUGUUCAGUAGACUCCGAUUCCAGAAUAUGUUGGAAUUUCAGACUCCGGAACUUUUGAGAAUGCCAUUACAGGAACUUUGCUUACAUACCAAGCUGUUAGCCCCAGUUAAUUGUCCCAUUGCUGAUUUUCUUAUGAAAGCUCCUGAACCUCCACCAGCUUUAAUUGUAAGAAAUGCUGUACAAAUGCUUAAGACAAUAGAUGCAAUGGAUACAUGGGAAGAUCUGACUGAACUUGGGUAUCAUUUGGCUGACUUGCCAGUAGAACCACAUCUUGGUAAAAUGGUCUUGUGUGCUGUUGUUUUAAAGUGUCUGGACCCCAUCCUUACAAUUGCUUGCACACUAGCUUAUCGAGAUCCUUUUGUACUACCUACUCAGGCCUCUCAAAAACGUGCAGCUAUGCUUUGUAGGAAACGUUUUACUGCAGGAGCUUUCAGUGACCAUAUGGCACUUCUCAGAGCAUUCCAGGCCUGGCAAAAAGCACGAAGUGAUGGGUGGGAGCGAGCCUUUUGUGAAAAGAAUUUUCUUUCACAGGCUACUAUGGAAAUAAUCAUAGGCAUGAGAACACAGUUGCUUGGUCAACUUAGAGCAUCAGGUUUUGUUAGAGCACGAGGUGGUGGUGACAUUCGGGACGUUAACACAAACUCUGAGAAUUGGGCUGUCGUUAAAGCUGCAUUGGUGGCAGGCAUGUAUCCUAAUUUAGUCCACGUGGACAGAGAGAAUCUAGUGUUGACAGGGCCAAAGGAGAAAAAAGUACGAUUUCAUCCUGCUUCAGUUCUCAGUCAGCCUCAAUAUAAAAAGAUUCCUCCAGCCAAUGGUCAAGCUGCAGCAAUUAAGGCACUGCCCACAGAUUGGCUUAUUUAUGAUGAAAUGACCAGAGCCCAUAGAAUAGCUAAUAUUAGAUGUUGUUCAGCAGUGACGCCUGUCACUAUAUUGGUAUUCUGUGGACCAGCUAGAUUGGCAAGUAAUGCUCUUCAGGAACCUUCAUCCUUUAGAGUGGAUGGCAUUCCCAAUGACAGUAGUGAUAGUGAAAUGGAGGACAAAACUACAGCUAAUUUGGCAGCCUUGAAACUUGAUGAGUGGCUCCAUUUCACACUGGAGCCAGAGGCAGCUAGUUUAUUGCUGCAGCUCAGACAGAAGUGGCAUAGCUUAUUUUUACGCCGAAUGAGAGCUCCAUCUAAACCUUGGUCUCAAGUUGAUGAAGCUACCAUAAGAGCAAUUAUAGCUGUUUUAAGCACUGAAGAACAGUCUGCAGGUUUACAACAACCAUCUGGGAUUGGCCAAAGGCCAAGGCCUAUGUCUUCAGAAGAGCUUCCUUUGGCCUCAUCUUGGAGGUCAAAUAAUAGUAGGAAAAGUUCAGCAGAUACUGAAUUUUCUGAUGAGUGUACUACUGCAGAAAGAGUACUGAUGAAAUCUCCAUCUCCAGCAUUACACCCACCUCAGAAGUACAAAGAUAGAGGAAUUUUACAUCCUAAACGAGGUACUGAGGACCGAUCAGAUCAGUCUUCUCUGAAAUCUACAGACAGCAGUAGUUACCCAAGUCCUUGUGCUAGUCCUUCUCCUCCAUCCUCAGGAAAGGGCUCAAAAUCUCCUUCGCCAAGACCAAACAUGCCUGUUCGAUACUUCAUAAUGAAGAGUAGCAAUUUGAGAAACCUUGAAAUUUCUCAACAGAAGGGUAUCUGGUCUACAACUCCUAGUAAUGAACGGAAGCUAAAUCGAGCCUUUUGGGAAAGCAGCAUAGUUUACUUGGUAUUUUCUGUUCAAGGAUCUGGACAUUUCCAGGGAUUUUCUAGGAUGUCUUCUGAGAUUGGAAGGGAAAAGAGUCAGGACUGGGGCUCUGCUGGACUAGGAGGAGUAUUUAAGGUGGAGUGGAUACGAAAAGAAAGCCUUCCCUUUCAAUUUGCACACCAUUUACUCAAUCCAUGGAAUGACAACAAGAAAGUGCAGAUAAGCAGGGAUGGGCAGGAACUAGAACCUCUGGUUGGUGAACAGUUGCUCCAGUUAUGGGAACGUCUUCCCUUGGGAGAAAAAAACACAACUGAUUGACACUCAGGUUAUACCAUCUUGACUUUGAGUAUUGGCAGUAUUUGUGAUCAUUAGGAACCUUUCAGAUUAUUUAUCUUUUUUUUUCCCCUUUCUUCUAGAACUCUUAGCUGUGGAAGAACAUCAUGCCUAUUUAUAACCACUGAAUGCACUGACUUUCAAAAACUGAGGUGGGGUGUGUGUUACGAAUGGGCUUUUUAACACUUUUAGAGUGUUGCUUUAGAACUACCAUCUUCAUAUACAGGAGAAAGGAAGCAUUUAAAUUUUUAUAGUGAUUAUAGAGAAUGAUUAUAUGAUGUUUGUAAUGAAUAAAAUAGUAGUUUCAUUAUUUGGCACAAUAGCAGUUUAUUUUAAACAAACAAUUUGAAGUUAAACAUUUCAUUUUUAAAAACACUGAAUUACAGUUCUUAUUGAUGACUUUUUAAUGCAGAGUAAGUUGUUUAAGAAAGGCCUGAAUAUAUCAGAACAUCUGAGCACCAUUUUAGAAGAGUCAACUCUUAAGAUUAUCAUUAGAAAACAAAUACGUCAACACCUAUGAAAAGAAGCGGGGAAAACAACAACAAGGACAACAACAAAAAACCAGUGAAAUUCUACAAGUGUCCCUUUUAAAAAUAGUGUGUGCUAACUAAGGGCUAUUCAUUCUGCCAUUUUUAACUUGAGACACAUUUAAGAAUAAAGUUGGAUGUUCUUUUUCUGUGAUUAUGAAAUGCAAUAAAAUCUGAAUAAAGGGCAAAGUUUCUUCCUGAUCAGAUUAGAUUAAGUGCUUAGUUUUAUUCCUAAUUCUGCCCCUUUUAACCUGAUGUGUACCUUACUCUUUCCUCCCUCUCUUCCUCCCUUCCUCCUCUCCCCGCUCCUUUCCUGCAUUUCUCCCUCCCUCCUUCCCUCGUCACAUCUCUUAUAUGAGCACAGUAAUUAUGACCUUUUUGUUUUGGCUACAACUUGAUUGAAACAAGUUCAAAAUUUAAACAAGUUCAUACAAGUUUUUAAAAAUUCUCAACUGGUAGCUUGCUUGCUGUGCGUCUUCCAAACUAAAGCCUGCAAGCGCCACAAUUCUAAGUGCCGCCUUCCAUUUUUUUUCAGUAUGUUUUCACUGGCUUAUGUUUUCAGAUAUGAUUUUCCUUUUUCGCAUAUAUGGUUUAAUAAAUGGGGGAUAAUUUUUUUUUUGUAAAUCCGUGCUUGUGCCAAGUCUCAUAUUUCUUUGCCAUCUCAGAAUUAUCUUUUUACCACCACUGUUUAUAAAAUUUCCUUAGAGACUUUUUGAAGGGAAAAUAGAGCAACAGGGAAAAAUGAAAGAAAUGUCUUGGUUACUGAGCUCUAAAUAGACAGGUUUGAUGGCACUUCUCAUGAUACAUUUUAGUUAUUCUUAUAAAAGCAAACAGGCAAACAUGAGUGUAAAUUAAAGACAAAAAGAAAACUCUGGUUUUAUAUUUGAGAACACGUGAAAAAUCAUGGGUCAACAUAAAAUCUUGAGAACCUUCUACUUUCUCUGGGAAAGCAUUAUAUAGUGGUGCAUUAGUUUAGAAAGUCAGCUAUGAUUUUGCCUAUAGUUCUAGUUAUUAGCUUUGGGGUUUUCUUGUACUUUAAGACAUACCUGUAAAUUGAACCUAUUUGAAUUAUAUUCCACUGUAUGUGUAUUAUGGCUCUUUUCCUAUUAGAGCAACUUGUGUUUCCCUGAUAAUGUGUACAUUUUUUAGGCAUGUACUUAAUAGUUCACAAUGUUCUAAAUUUGGAAGGACUUAAAAAAAAAACUUGUUUAAAUUUCCAUCUGUUUUGUAAUAUCUAGCUCUAUAUGUAAAUGAUGGGUUUGUUGGUAUUUAAAAUGAAUACAACUUGAAUGUAAUUAAAGUGCUGUUUUUUGGAAGCGAUAAACUUUAAAUAUACUUAUUAAAAUGAAAUUCUAUUAA
Molecule: messenger RNA, 6396 nt
Organism: Homo sapiens (human)
Lineage: Eukaryota; Metazoa; Chordata; Mammalia; Primates; Hominidae
Gene: YTHDC2
Product: YTH N6-methyladenosine RNA binding protein C2
Exons: 29
Coding region: 203-4495 (1430 amino acids)
Biological process (GO): germline cell cycle switching, mitotic to meiotic cell cycle; oocyte development; spermatid development
Cellular component (GO): ribonucleoprotein granule; cytoplasm; perinuclear region of cytoplasm
Molecular function (GO): nucleic acid binding; ATP hydrolysis activity; RNA binding
Source: RefSeq, a predicted model, not a curated record